AUGUUUAAGGCGUCGUCACAAAAUGCGGCGGCCUGUCUUCGAUGCCAAUUUUGUACUCCCCGUUCUCCAAAAGCCCUGACGACUUGCCUCCUCUCCCGUGUAUUUGACCUCCGCCAAAACCGAUAUAAUAGCACAGCACCCCCGAGUCAACCUGGCGAAAAGGACCCUAAACUAUACCCGGUAUUGGGUGUCAAAAAGUCGCGCUACCAAAGACAUGUUGCGCGUUUGGAUGUGCAGACGCUGGGGGAGGUCGGUGAGGUGGUGAUACUCAAGGAGAGAGCGAGUCGACCAAAUCAAAUGACCGCUCGCAAAUUUUCAAGGAUACUAGAGAAGGAGACUGAUGGCGACGCUCCUUGGGACAAUCCGUCUGAGCUCCUGAAAGAAGUCGAUAAGUCAAGAUUACAAUUGGGAGACGCCAAGGAGGUGAUCGAAAAUAUUGACACGAUCCGUGGGAAUCACGAGCCUGGAGACAAGCUGGACCGGAAUGAAUGGCGUAAACUUCGGACGAUAUUAGAAAACGGGUUUACGGCUAAUCAGCUAACCGAUUACCACAAACAAUUCGAACCACCUUUGAGUUCCUCUGACCAAAACGACGGCUUGACGGGACCUCAUUCAGGAUGGAGGCCCGGAACGUCACUUUUUCUGGAAAUGGACCCUGAAGCCCAAAAACAAACGGCAUCCAGGAUCGGGAGUCUUGGGAAUAUGGCCGGCAAGAUUGCAUUAGCAGAGAUGGUAUUGCGAGAUUGCUGGCAGCUAUCUGUUUCGGGUGAGAUCGGUCAAUUGGACAUUCAUCUGGCCCCCCAUGAGAUUUUCAUGCUUCUAUUGCCUGAUAUCAGUCCUCUCAAAGACCUUGCAAUCACCUAUGCCGCCAAAAUAGAUGUUUCACGAUCUUUAAAUCUUGUGAGAAUCACCGCAAAUGAAAGCUCCUGCGAACUUGUUCGACAGGGUGUGGUGGGGUUUUUUCCUCGGAUAAUGUCCAGAACAGUAGACCUCCCCAACAGAGGUUUCGUAUUCCAUGGAAAGAAUAGAAGAUUUGAGGAGCGAUUUUUCCGCUCCAUGCAAAAGUCGCUCAAUGUAUUUUGCUGUAAAGACCAAGGAACAAAGCAGAUUAAGAUAUAUUUCGUUUCGGAGAUGGAGAAAGAGGCGGACGAGGCGUACCGGAAUAUUAAAGCCGCAAUAUCAAUGACGGAAGAGGACCAAACCCGCUUUUGCACAUAUUUUCCAGACACUGAAUCAGCGGUUUUGUACUCCGUUUCCUACCAGGAGUUUUUGCCAUGGGCUGACCGCCAGAGACGAUGGCUGAGAUGGAUGAAGCCGCUUUCCGAGGCAAAAACUCCCAGUGGAACUCAAUCGGAACCACCACCAGCUCUCAUCCGGAAAAGUCGUGGAUCUGCUUUCGAGAAAGUAUGCAAUAGCCUUUUUAAACUGCCAGCUUCACCCACUUGGCGCAGCCCUGGCCAACCUCACAUUCGCGAGGUCAUUGUUGCUUCCCUUGGAAAAUCACUGUUUGCGCACCAACAAUCAAUGAAACCCGGAAAAAUGAAGUUUAAAUCCUUCAGUUCUACAAUCCCUCGCGCUUUUGCCACGAAUAUCUCCAAUCCUGUGUCCUUCCUCCAGGGCCUUCCUCUGUUACCCAAUGUGGGAAACGGUAGCUUUCACCGAAUUCGCCUAACACCUUCAGCUGAUAACAAGACCCGCCUCCCACCUAUAGAAUUAGAGCUCGACAUCGUGUCACAGUUCAUCCGUGGGCGUCAAUUCCUUUUACCAAUUCUACGAAAAGCUGCUGCCGUUGUCCAUAGAGUGAGUAUGGACGUAUUACUUCCUGAGACGUCACUAGACCUCCGUUUUAAGAAAUUCACACACUAUGACCUCCUUCAAGGCCGCAAGCUAUCUACCUUAUCUCAAUCCGAGAAGCAAAGGGCCGAUAUCUCCAGCAUUUCUGAAGUCAUUGGAAAUCUGGUCUGGGAAGAUGCAUACAAGCAACCUCGUAUACCCAUUUCUUGUGAACUGACCAUCCCACGCAAGCUGGUCAUUCAACAACAGUCCUCCGCCGCAACAACAGCGGAUUCGCAAGGAAGCGGGGAAGGAGAAACAGACUUCGUAACGGGAACGUACAUGCUUCCUCCCAUCCGUUACCUCAGAUCGGCUCAAAUAUCGCGCUUCAACUACAAGGACCUAGAGCUCUGCUACUCACACGUUCACAUGGGCCCUGCGCUGCCAGAACACAUGAUCGACAUGUCGAUUUCUCUGGGGCGGGAUGACAACGAACUUCGCCCGACGCUGUGCCAACCAAACACCCAUCUUUCGUCCGCUGUUGCGAAGGAUAAGUCUAAGGGGUCACUUCAGGCUGCGUUCAAACUAUUUUAUACCCGCGCUUGCGAGAUGGCGUUUGAGCAGAGCGCGGCUGCGGCGAAUUAUAAGGAGCGGGUUGCAGCCGGGGAUGAGUUGGCAGACGUCACCACUUCCGUUGGAGAGGAUUACAGGCCAUACGCCAACCUUGAUCCGGAGGACCGGUUUAAUGAAUGGAUGGAAAAUGGUUCAGAAGGGGAGUCUGAGGAUAGGUUUAAUCGCAAGGUUCGGAAUGGUUCGGAGUAA
Messenger RNA from Histoplasma capsulatum G186AR, 2595 nucleotides. RefSeq lists its product as uncharacterized. The transcript has a single exon. The coding region runs from base 1 to 2595 and encodes 864 amino acids. NCBI's taxonomy places the organism in Eukaryota, Fungi, Ascomycota, Eurotiomycetes, Onygenales, Ajellomycetaceae. The record is from RefSeq and is a predicted model, not a curated record.